AUGGCUGAAAAAGAAGAAUUGGUGAUGAAGGGGGAGACAUUGGCAGGCAUGCUGCUUGUUGGCAGAUUCUUCAGAGACUCUGGCCAGGCAUCAACAUCGAUUAUAUGUGCCGAGUUGACGUCUGAUGUCGACUCGCGGGCUCUCAAGAAUGCUUGCAAUCUCGAGCUCUUUUGCCCUCAUGAGGAUGGAGCAUGGCACGGGCAGUCGAUAUCCUACCCUUUAUGUUUGCUAGCUGAAGAUGAGGGGCUUGACUUUCACGCCGGCGUCGAAUGCGGCAGACAAGCUUCGUGCACCUCUUGUAGAAGAGCCAAGGAGCAUAAGGCAAAGCUUGAGGAAGCCUUCGAUCUAAUCGCCCCCUCUUGCUUUUCGAGGAAUCUUUCCUUGCAAACUGUAACAAAAACUGACUUCCUAAAAUACAGUGAAAUAGUGGGGAUGCCCAAGCGUUUGUAUGCUCUCAGUUUGCUUGAGACGAGGCUGAUAGAGGAAACUCAAAGUCGUGCUCGCUCUCUUGGACUUCCGGGGAACUUCCUCAUCAGUGUGGUAAUGUUGGCGAAGGCACCAUGUUUCUGGGCGAUGGAGACUGUGUCCAAGACAAUCGCAUGGAGAGUCUGUGACAUGAUGAGAGAAAUUUCAGACCUGGAAUUCGCUGGGGAUGACAUGCAAUUUGCUCAAAACAUUUUCUGCCACAAGGCUGUGACGCAGCCUAUCGGUGAAGUUUUGCGGAAUGAAAGCCACUGCGUGGAGCAAGACAAGGACCUGGAGCUGACGGAGUUGAGAUACGAUGAUUUACCGACUAUUUAUGUAGAUCACAUUUUCCAACAAGGAAAUGGGAGUCUCUGUGAGCUUGUCAAGACGUUCAGCGCGUCGCUGCUUCUCAGACGCAGAAUUUUAUUCUUGAGUGAGGACAUUUCACGACUGAAAACGGUAGUGUGUUCAGCACUAGCAUUAAUCUCUUGCCCAAGUUUGGAUAUGCUUGAUAGUGGCAACGGAUAUGGCAUGAUUGACUGUGUGUUCCCCUUCAUACAUGGGAACACGCUUGCUUCAAUCAAGUCUUUUGCAUUCUUCGUGUCUGGGACACGCCCAGGUGGCGUCGAGACUGUGACGUCAUGGAACAACAUGGCUGUAUGCAACAUCGAUGAGGGCAGGGUUUUGAUCCUUGACGAACUCAAAGAAGAACGUGAAAACAAUCCAAACUUCUUGUUGAAACAAAGAGGCAAACAAGAACAGGUCUUCAUCUCGCAGCUUCUUCAAGAUCUUCAGGAUGGCUUUGCCAAAGAGGCGUCCAAUUCUGAGAUGGAAGAGUUCACAAGACAAAGCUUCUCGGCAUUCACCGAAGCUUUCAUCUAUUGCUUCAGAUGCACUUGCCAUAUUGUACCAGAGGAGGGUCAAGGGAAGGAAAAUCUGUACAGGAUCAUCCGACAGAUGGGAAAGAUCACUCAAAUGCUCGUCCUCCAUGAGGUUUGGGAUCGCCUAUCAGACGUCUUGAAGGAGCUUGGAGCAAGAGGAGGAAAAGCUCAUCAUUCCCAGCCGAUGAGCUUGCGUGAAGCGAUAGCUCGCAUCCCGGAUGUCAUUGAGACGAUGAGAGUCCUUGCGGUGUCGUCUCAUGGGGCAGCAGCAGCUUCCUCACAUGGAACCUAG
Molecule: messenger RNA, 1638 nt
Organism: Guillardia theta CCMP2712
Lineage: Eukaryota; Cryptophyceae; Pyrenomonadales; Geminigeraceae
Exons: 15
Coding region: 1-1638 (545 amino acids)
Source: RefSeq, a predicted model, not a curated record